AUGGCAGCACAGACACAAACCCCCGUGCCCAUCUCCAUCACCAUCUGCGGCGAUGGAGGCUGUGGCAAGUCCUCAAUCACCCUGCGGCUUGUACGCUCAGCCUGGACCUCCGACUACGACCCUACAAUCGAGGACAACUACAGUGUUACUCGCGUCAUCGAUGGUGUCACCUACCACCUUUGUCUCACAGACACCGCCGGCCAGGAAGAGUACCGCGGCAUGUGGGCGUCUUCCAAUCUUGGCGCCGAUGCCUUCCUUAUGGUCUACGACAUCACAUCGCGCGACUCGCUCGAUGCCCUGCAGCACUUUGACGAGCUCAUCGACAUGGAGGCUGAGGUCCGCCUCGACAAUGCCGAGCGAGCCCGCGCUGCCGGCAUCAGCCCAGCCUACACUGGCUCCGGCGCCGGCUCCCGCACCGUCCCACCGGUCAAGAUUGUCGCCGGCAAUAAGUGCGACCUGCAGGACAGCAGGACUGUUCCAGCUGCCACAGGUCUCGAGUGGGCGCGCAAGCACGGCUCCGGAUUCAUGGAGACGAGCGCUCGCCUUGAGGUUAAUAUUGAGGAGACGUUUGCCCUUAUCGUCAAACGUGUAGUCGAACGCCGUCGCCUCGCAGAGGAGGGCGUCCUGGACAACACCGAGAUGAGCGCGCGGGGCAUGACGAAGCCGCUAACUCCCCUGCCCGCUGGCACCGAGGAGGACGAGAAGCGCGGGCCAGGAGUUCGUGGCCCUAUUCUCAGUGGAGACAAAGUCGGCCGCGGACAAGGUGGUUUCUGGAAGAAGCUGCGUUGUUGGUAG
Messenger RNA from Trichoderma harzianum CBS 226.95, 795 nucleotides. RefSeq lists its product as hypothetical. NCBI's taxonomy places the organism in Eukaryota, Fungi, Ascomycota, Sordariomycetes, Hypocreales, Hypocreaceae. Gene Ontology annotation, molecular function: GDP binding; GTPase activity; GTP binding. The transcript has a single exon. Gene Ontology annotation, cellular component: plasma membrane. The record is from RefSeq and is a predicted model, not a curated record. Bases 1 to 795 code for a protein of 264 amino acids. Gene Ontology annotation, biological process: signal transduction.